Molecule: messenger RNA, 1387 nt
Organism: Nothoprocta perdicaria
Lineage: Eukaryota; Metazoa; Chordata; Aves; Tinamiformes; Tinamidae
Gene: E2F6
Product: E2F transcription factor 6
Exons: 7
Coding region: 23-772 (249 amino acids)
Biological process (GO): regulation of transcription by RNA polymerase II
Cellular component (GO): RNA polymerase II transcription regulator complex
Molecular function (GO): RNA polymerase II cis-regulatory region sequence-specific DNA binding; DNA-binding transcription factor activity, RNA polymerase II-specific; protein dimerization activity
Source: RefSeq, a predicted model, not a curated record
AAGGAGGAGGGGCCGGGCAAACAUGGCCGCCCCCGCCAAGUGGGAGCGGCUGAGGCCGCUGCAGCCGGACACGCUGCGCCCACCAAUGAUCAACCUGAAUGUGGAAGAUGAGCUACAGUUUGGAAGAAAGACACUGAAAGUCACAAGGCCUCGAUUUGAUGCAUCCCUGGUUUAUUUGACCCGAAAAUUCAUGGAUCUUGUCAAAACAGCUCCAGAUGGUGUCCUUGAUUUAAACGAGGUAGCAACAACUCUUGGCGUACGAAAACGAAGAGUAUAUGACAUCACCAACGUGUUGGAUGGAAUCCACUUAAUUCAGAAAAGAUCUAAGAACCUUAUCCAGUGGGUAGGUUCUGAUCUUGAUCAAGUUGUUGGAAGGGCACCAGAACAACAAAAACUUAGAGAUGAACUUUCUGACUUGUCAGCCAUGGAAGAAGCUCUGGAUGAAUUAAUCAAGGAUUGUGCUCAUCAGCUGUUUGAACUUACAGAUGAUAAAGAAAAUGCAAAACUAGCUUAUGUGACAUAUCAAGAUAUCCAUAGUAUUCAGGCAUUUCAAGAACAGAUUGUUAUUGCAAUCAAAGCUCCAGAAGAAACAAAAUUGGAAGUACCAGCUCCUAAAGAAGAUAGCAUAGAAGUGCAUAUAAAGAGCACGAAAGGACCUAUUGAUGUGUAUUUAUGUGAAGUGGAACAAGAUAAGCAAGGUACCAAAACUUUUGAAGAUAUGGAUACUGUGACGUCGGAAAUUAAGCCAUCGGUACCUCCAGACGAAGAGUGAGAUCUCCAGAAGCAAGCUGCGAGAUGUGAGAGAUGAAUUACCACUCAAACUCUAAUGCAGAAUGUAAAUAUCUGUGUUAUAGAACCUUUUCAGAACUGCUUGGAACUGCAAACUUACUGACCUGAAAUGCUGCAAAAUAUUUUAAAUUUAAAACAGCAGUGGGUUGGUUGACUGCUUAUCCUCCUAAAUUAAAAGAAGACAGUUCCUAGAGUUGUGUUUAGGAGUUUUGUUUUCAUAUUUGCAUGUGAUCUACAGCGUUUGGGGAAAAUGGCCCUUUUAGCUUAUGAAAUAACUUUGAAUUGAUGGAAAACAUAGGCAAGGAAUAACUUGUAAAAAUGAAGAUCCAAAAACUAUUCCUGAACAAUCCACGAUCCUUGUAAGAAUGUAUAUAAUGAAGAAAUGCACUUUUCAGUUCUGAAGCGCACUGCUGUUAAACAGAAAUGUCAAAUACAGGUGUAACAAGGACCUGGUGUAUUGGAAGCCUUCAGUGUAAGGAGCAAGAUGUAAAUAUAAUGAAUGUUUUGCCUUACACCGUGUAGGUGCUGCUUGCAUCGUUUGCAUCCAACUCUGCAGGAACUGCGGUAUCAACCCUGAGGUUAAAGAAGGGGGCUCUUC